CUCCGCCGAUCGACAGUUUAAAACUGCUUUCCCAUCGAUUUGAAACGUGAUUCUUACACGAGAAUCUCCCGUUGUUUCUACCGUCUUUUUGUUUUCGGGAUUCUGGUGUCGGCAGUGCUUCUUCGGUGUUCACGAAAAUGAGCGAAAAGAAAACUGAAUCUUGGCAAUGUAACGAGAAAUUGAAGAAGGAACAAGACACAAAGACAAUAGAGCAAUUCAAGACAUUGAUGGAAGGUACCAAGAAGAAAGUGGAAGAAAUAACAGAAAAGCUUAAAACGGAAACUUCGCAAAGUAUCAAGAGUAUGUCUAAAAUCUCUACUUCCAAUAAACCUGAGGAUUCUAAAGAUACGGAAACAUGUCAAAUAUCCAAGACAAUGACCGAAUUAUCUAUCUCCAGCAAGCCUGACAAUUCUGAAGCUAUAGAAGAAGAAUUCCAAAUGUCCAAAUCAUUCACUUUUAUGCAACCUGAGACUUCGAAAGUAUGCCAAAAGCCUAUCACUACGUCAAACACUUCCAGCAAAACUGAUCGUAAAUUUCCAGAAGUAUGCGAAAUGCCGAAGAUCGCAUCCAAAACGUGGACUUCUGACAAAGCUGAGUAUUGUAAACUUCCAGAAAUGCACAAGAUUGCAUCGAAAGAAUCCAAGCUGGAAGCUUCUGAAAUUCCAAAAGCAAGAAUGUUCCAAAUGCCCAAGAUUACGUCCGAAGGGUCCAUCGAAUUUGAGACUCCUGAAAUCCCAAAAGCUGCAAAAAUAUUCCAAAUGCCUGAAAUGCUCAAAACUACGUCCGAAGGGUCCAUCGAAAUUAAGGCUCCUGAAAUUCCAGAAGCUGCAAAAGUAUGCCAAAUACGCAAGACUACAUCUGAAGAGUCCACCAAGCUUGAAACUCCUGAAAUUCCACAAGUUGCAAAAGUGUGCCUAAUGCCCAAGAAUAAGACCGAAGAGUUCAACCGUAUUAUAAGUAAAUCUUUUAAAGAUCCAAACGUUGAAGAAAUGUACCAAAUGCCCGAGAGUUCUCAAGAAGUCCAGACUACGUCCGAACCUUUCAUCUCCAACAAAACAAAGGAAGCUGAAAUGUCAAAAGAAGGUCUAACACGCAAUACCAAAAUCAUGAUAUAUGGAAAUACAGAAUGCAACUGCAGUAAGUGCAUUUCUAUACCGGUAUCUAUUCCCAUAACAAGUGAUGAAAUGGAGGAGAAACUAUUAAUACAUAGUAAAUCUGUAGAUGAUGAGUCCACUACAGAUGAUGAGCAUACUAGUAUAUCCUCUAGUCUAACUGAUGACUACAAGUUAGACGAGAAAGAAAAGGACGAUUUAACAAAGUUCCUUAAGCUUGAAGAAAAUCAGCUUAAAGAAAGUUUUUUCAAAGAGGAUUCUACGAAAUCAGCUGAUGGUACUGGCAAGACAGUAAUGAUACCCGUCAUCGAAAAAGUUGAAUUAACUCGAGACGUGAUUAAGGCACGUAAAUUCUGGCCACCUAUGUCAACACCGAACUUCGAAGAACAUCAUUUGGUCCUAGCAACGCAUCAUUUAGUGCCCUCACUGCCGAUUGGGCUCUUUGAAAUGUUUGCAGAAAUGAUCGAAGUUGUCACGAAGAAGCCAGUUGUCUUGUUGCAUGAGUGCAGAAGCAACCGAUCUAUCGCUACGGAAGUCGUCGAUAUAGUUAUCUUGCCCGCGGCCGAAACAUGGAAAGACGGUGUACUCUUACCCGCAAGCUUUGUUUUUGAUCAUCGUUUAAAUAAAGACAAGUCAGCCAGCAUGUACGCCGAUGUAAUCGUUGCAAAGGAUCGUGCUUCGCAUAUUCAAAAUAUUAUGGAUUUACGAGGAUAUAGAUGCUCUAUUCAAAAUGAACGACACCAAUUCUCCGCCUCUGGAUUACUCCUUAAUUAUUUACAAAGAAAAGGCGAAAACAUGAUAUUUUUUGGUAAUGUACUCGAUGCUAGCACGCAGCUCGAAGUACUGGAAAUGGUCGCCGGUAAGCAAGCAGAAGCGGGGAUUCUGGAAUCAUCGGCGCUAAGAUGUAACAAGUACAACGUACCCGGUGUGGACUCUCUUCACAUCCUCACCAGCCUGGGACCUAUGCCGCCCUACCGCAUUAUGAUCAAAAAUACACUAGUGGAUGAACUGGCUGAAAAACUUACAGCUUAUCUACUAAACAUAGAUAAGUAUGAGGAAUGGCUGGAGAGACUGUCGCCCUAUGGCAUCAUAGGUUUUGCCAAGAACUCUAUGGAUUACUAUAAUAUGAUUGAUAAAAAGUGCGUAGACACUAAGGUGCCUUACUAUUAAAAUUAUUUUACAUUAUUUAUUCUUUACUUCUGUCUUU
This is a messenger RNA of Trachymyrmex septentrionalis, 2319 nucleotides long. RefSeq lists its product as uncharacterized. The coding region runs from base 138 to 2282 and encodes 714 amino acids. Lineage: Eukaryota; Metazoa; Arthropoda; Insecta; Hymenoptera; Formicidae. The record is from RefSeq and is a predicted model, not a curated record. The transcript is spliced from 6 exons.